Molecule: messenger RNA, 378 nt
Organism: Cylindrotheca closterium
Lineage: Eukaryota; Bacillariophyta; Bacillariophyceae; Bacillariales; Bacillariaceae
Source: the annotation of a GenBank genome assembly
AUGUUUGGUAUACCAAGCAUGACGCCAGUGAUGGGACCAUUCCCUCUAGAGGACACGUUUGGGAUGGGACCUGCGGCCUGCCUGUUAAGAAGAUCCUUGGACCCAGGUAGGAACAAGGCCAUCAUUCAGUUUGCUACGGCUCCGAGGUUCCGAUCAGCCUACUCAAAUGCCUAUCAUGCCUCAAAGAGUGUUGAGCACAUCAGUUCCAUGGCCUAUGAAUCCAACAAGUUUUACACGACCACAUGUCCCACCUAUGGUUAUUGGUUUGGCAGAUUCAUACUCGGAUGUCACAAGAGAAUGGGAGAUAAGGUAGUGCAGGACUACGCACUAUCAAGAAAAAUCUUUGUGGAGUUACUGAAACACCUAGAAGGGGAUUAG